Cephus cinctus (wheat stem sawfly) is the source of this 3756-nucleotide messenger RNA. RefSeq names its product protein smoothened (gene smo). NCBI's taxonomy places the organism in Eukaryota, Metazoa, Arthropoda, Insecta, Hymenoptera, Cephidae. Gene Ontology annotation, molecular function: transmembrane signaling receptor activity; patched binding. Gene Ontology annotation, biological process: commissural neuron axon guidance; smoothened signaling pathway; positive regulation of smoothened signaling pathway. The coding region runs from base 436 to 3393 and encodes 985 amino acids. The record is from RefSeq and is a predicted model, not a curated record. Gene Ontology annotation, cellular component: dendrite; cilium; plasma membrane. The transcript has 9 exons.
AAAAAAGUUCAAUAAACAUAUUUCCCAACCAAAACAAAAAGGCUUUUUAAUUACAAAAUCUGAAGCCACCAGUUCUCCUUGUAUUCAUUGCCUAAAAAUCCAUCAAACACUAAAAAGUAUGAGAUGCAUUUAAAGUGCAGCACUGCAGCGCCGCUAGCGGACUAUUUUAUCAAAUAGCUGAGUGUCAUCCAUUCAAAAGGCAAAAGAAGCAGGGAUGAGCGGUCCAACGUGGGUGGUCUAGAAGCGCGCACAACGUGCGUGUGGUCCGGCAGUUUCAUUCCGUACGGGAUGUGGUGAGCUUAAAUGACGAGAAUGCGAGGGCCUUUGUUCGUAAGAAGCCACGCAGUAUAGAACGGCCUUAGAAUGCUGACAACUUAGUGUUUUCUAAAAAUUUUGAGUGAAAUAAAUUUCCUUUGUAAUAUCCUGGGAGGAUAUAUGACCGGCUUUCAAAAGAUGUUUUAUUUACUCUACUUACUUCUACUAUUUUUUGGAGUACAAGCUGAGUUGGGUCAUAGCUUUACAGCUAAUACUAACAAUGAGAAGGACAUGGAUUUAAGUCACCGUUCCAGGAUAAAAGAUUCCACUUACCUGUUAGCAGGAUAUCCUGUUGGAGAAUUACCAGACCUUUUAGACUGUCGUAAGGAAGCCAACUGUAUUGAAAUGAAGAGUAAAACUUGUAUGGGAACACAAUUACCAUAUUCUACAACAACACUGGAUCUUAUUCCUGAACAAACAACUCAAGAAAAGAUUGAAGAGAAAUUAAAUAUAUUACAAGGUCUGCGGCACAUUCCAAAAUGUUGGGCAGUUGUUCAACCAUUUCUAUGUUCGGUAUUCAUGCCCAAGUGCGUCAAUGGUACAGUCGACUUGCCAUCUCAUAAAAUGUGCAAGAUGGUGUCGGGUCCAUGUAGAAUUCUAUUUAAUCAAACAAUAUGGCCAAGUUUUAUUAACUGCGAGGAUUCUGAAAUAUUUCCACGUCGCUGUAAAAACGAUGUUAGAGAACUGAAAUUUAAUACAACUGGAAAAUGUUUAAAACCUCUUGUUCCAACGGAUAACGCACUAUCAAUUUUUGAUGGUGUCGAAGGUUGUGGAACUCAAUGCAGCGAUCCAUUAUUUACACCAGAUGAACAAAAACAGAUUCAUUCUUUUAUCGCUUGGGCUGCCAGCAUUUGUUUACUCUUCAACUUAUUUACUGUGGUAACGUUUCUAAUAGACUGGAGGAGCGCAAACAAGUAUCCUGCCCUUGUCAUAUUCUAUAUAAACAGCUGUUUUAUGGUUUCCUGCAUUGGAUGGCUUGCACAGUUUAAUCCAGGAAGUAGAGACAUCAUAGUUUGUCGUAAGGAUGGUACGCUGAGAAUGAGUGAGCCAAGUGGUGAGAAUCUGUCCUGCGUAGUAGUUUUUGUAUUGGUCUAUUAUUCCCUUAUGGCUGCUAUGGUGUGGUUUGUCAUUUUAACAUAUGCCUGGCAUAUGAGCUUCCAAGCUCUAGGAAAAAUUCAGGAUAGGAUUGACAAGAAAGGAGCUUAUUUUCAUCUGAUAGCAUGGUGUCUGCCAUUGGUACUGACUGUAACCGUAAUGGCAGUUGGUGAAAUCGACGGUAACAGCGUUACCGGUAUCUGUUUUGUGGGAUACGCCAAUCAUACUGUGCGUGCCUGGUUCCUACUCGGACCAGUAAUGGCAGUGUUAUUAGUGGGAGGAUACUUUCUUUCUCGAGGACUCAUUACGUUGAUUCGACUGAAAAUCAGCAGUCAAGAAAUUAUCUCGGAAAGGGCCAGUUCAAAAAUACGUGAGACUAUUGUGAGAAUGGGACUGUUCUCGAUAUUUACAUUCGUAGCUGUGAUAGUCACGUUCUAUUGUCACAUAUAUGAAUUUCAACAUUCCUGGGAAUGGAAGCAGAGUUUUCGAGAUUACAUGAUAUGUUCUAUCACUACGAAGUACACAGAUGUAUCCGAGUGCAAGAUGAAAUCGCGACCAAGUGUUGCAAAGCUGCAAUUGCAUUUACUCUCUCCGUUCUUCGCUGGCGUUCUGAUGUCAUCUUGGGUUUGGACAGGAUCAACGAUCGACACCUGGACCAGAUUUCUUAGACGCACAUUCAAUUGCGAGGCCGAGGAGCCGAUCAAAUUAAAGAAACACAAGGUGAUCGCUCAAGCUUUUGCAAAGAGAAAAACAUUCAACAACGCCGGACGUCUGUCAAUAAGUUUUCAUAACACACAUGAAGAUCCUGUGGGAUUAAAUUUCGACCUAAAUUCAGUGGCAUCACAAGACUUCAGUUCAACCUGGGCAGCAGCAUUACCAAAACUGGUGACAAGAAGAGGAGCUUUAGUAGGUGGUACAACUGGUUCUGUAUCAAGUAAUAGAAGAAAUUCCGUGGAUUCCGAAAUAAGUUUCAGUGUACGCCGUGUGUCCGUAGAAUCGCGUAGAAAUUCCUUGGACUCACAAAUAUCAGUACAGAUCGCCGAAUUAAAAACUACGAGAAAGGUUGCGUCGUCGACGUUACCCGGUAGCUCAUCACGCGGUAGACGUAGUAAGCGUAGGAGGCGUGAUUUUGGUAAAUCACGAUCUGGAAAAGUGGGACCCCUGUUUCGUAGAGGAAGCACUACAUCACAGGAGAGUCAAUUAGGUGCACAAAUAUUGUCAGCCUUAACAAUAGGUGGUGCAUCAAAUAUACCACCACUGCAAGUACCUAACAUGAAAAGACGAUCAGCGAAUGCUGGUCUCGACGAAAGAACUCUAAACAGCAAGAUCCUAGACGGUAGAAAUGCCGGAAUGCUGCUGCCAUUUUUAUUUCCUGGGCAACGUAGUGUAAGUGACGAAAAUCUCAGCAGCGAGGAGAAGAUUCAUCGGGAGUUAAAUCUCGAUAAGGAUGCUGACGUGGAGGCUGGCACUCGCGAGAAGGACGACCAGGAAAGCGAUACCGAAGACAGUCAACCGGAAGAAGACACAAAGAUGCUCGAACUCGAGGAAUCGCAUGAGCGUAGUAAAAGUAAAAGAAGCAAUAAAAGUUCAAAGAGUUAUGGCAAUGACAAUGGCCUCCGUAAUCGAGAGGCUAGACGUAGUAAAUACUUCCUGCAGGAUGAGGCAGUCUUAAAACAUCUUUUACAGGAAAAAAAUGACGUCAAAAUAAAGAAUGACAGUACCGAAAAAGAGAACUAUAGGAAACCUGCCAUUGGUGACCUUGCAUCGAGUCUGACCUCUUAUUGUCCUGAACUUUCUCGAAUUGCGCAAAAUGAGAGUGGACAAAUUAAUGCACGGGAAAUGGCAACGCAGACUUCGCUUCCUCUUGAUAUCCUAGAAAUGGAAGAACUGAAACAAAGCAUCGACGAAAUAAUAAACAGUCGAAAUUGCAGUUCCAAGGGUACUCAAAUAUCGCCUCAGCUCAACAAAUCUAACAAUAAUUAAUAAAGGUCUAUUUCAUGACCAAACACACUUGUGUACACUAUCGAUAAUUCAAAUUCUGAUUUUCAUGAUAAUUUGUAAAGCAGUGUAAUAUCGGCCUUGAAGAUAAUAGAAACAAAAUGAGGAUUUGCAUUAUCAACAGUGCCCGCGAAUAUGUUUUGUCAUGAAAUAUAAGUUUAUUAACUAUUCUUAUACUUAUUGGGCUGGGAGUAGAAUAUUCACAUGUCGAAACGCCGGAAAUAUAUCCCAUAUGCUUUACUUGCAGUCAAGAAGCUCUUGCUAUCUGCGGGAAAGCUUAUGAACUGUACGAAGCUUCCGAUAGAAAUAGCACCAGCGAUAAAUAUCGAGCGAGUACAAGGAUCCUUA